Boleophthalmus pectinirostris (great blue-spotted mudskipper) is the source of this 1932-nucleotide messenger RNA. Its product is annotated as ankyrin repeat domain-containing protein 9-like. The coding region runs from base 872 to 1699 and encodes 275 amino acids. NCBI's taxonomy places the organism in Eukaryota, Metazoa, Chordata, Actinopteri, Gobiiformes, Gobiidae. The transcript has 2 exons. The record is from RefSeq and is a predicted model, not a curated record.
GACCUCAGAGACCGAGACUGGGACCUCAGAGACCGAGACCGAGACCUCUGAGACCGAGACCGGGACCUCUGAGACUGGCUCCAAACCGGGUCUAACACGGGUCCAGACCUCGUGACAGGGUCUGGACCUGACCUAGUUUAGUCCUGGUUCAUCCUGGUCCUGUUUAUAUUUGUGUUUGUGAACCUGAUCCGGUCCAAGUCCUGGUCUGGUCCCGGUUUAGUCUGAGCUGGUGACAGUUACAUAAGACGACUCUGCCGCUAUGUUCAGUAUGUGACACCGGACCCCCCCCCCCCCACCACACACACACACACACACACACACACACACACACACACACACACACCCACACACACACACACACACACACACACACACACACACACACACACACACACACACACACGGUGGGGGGGGCAGGGGGAGGGUCUCGGUCUCAGGUUUAUAAAAGACCUCAGAGUCCAGAGACCGGAGUUUGGCCGAAAGAGCUUCUGACCAGACCAGAACCGGACCAGCAUCAAACCACCAUCAGGACCAAGAACUGGACCAAGAACCAGGACCAAGAACUGGACCAGAUUUCCUCCAGGACCUGAAGAAACUCAUCUGUGGACCUGAGGACUGAACCAGGUCUAAAUCAGGUCUAAACCAGGUCUAAACCAGGUCUAAACCAGGAUCUCGUCUGGACUUUGAUCUUGUUUUUUUGUUGUUGAUUUUUGAGGCUCGUCGAUAAUUGUCAAUUUUUCAGAAUUGAUUUGCAUUUUGAGCCAAACGACGAAGAGCUGCACCUGUCACACCUGCCCCUGUCACCUGUCACCUCUGUCACCUGUCACCUGCCCCUCUGUCCCUGUUGUCCGUCUCCUGAUUGGCUCCUGAGAUGCUGCUGUCCCCGCCCCCUCCCUCGGCCCUGUCGCCGCCCCCUCUGGCCCCGCCCCCUGCGGUCCUGCGGGAGGCGGAGCGCGGCGUGUUCGCGUUCUACGUGCUGGUGCGGGACGGCGCCCCCGUGUGGCGUCUGGAAGAGGCGCGGCGUCUGGAGGUGCGGGUGUGGGACGGGGGGCGGGGCCAGCUGGCGCCGCUGUCCCCGGGGCAGGCGCUCGUGUACGCGCUCGUGCACGACCGCUCGGACUACGCCGCCGCCCUCCUGCGGCGCCACGGCCUCGCCGCGCUCACGCCCGAACCCUGCGCCUUCUGCACGCGCUCAGUAGGACCCGUGCACCUGCGGCUCGCCGUCCGCUACGACCGACAGGAGGCGCUGCGCCUCAUCCUGGACACGCUCACGGCGAGUCUGUCUCCGGGGGACGUGUCUUCGUACCUGGACUCUCGGGCGUUCUGUUCUCACCUGGACGGCGGCGACGCGGCGGUGGCGGUCGCCGUGGCGAUGGGGCGCUCGCGGUGCCUGCUGAUGCUGUUGGCGUCCGGCGCCGCGGCGACGGGGCUGGAGGCGGGGCUUCGGCGGCUGGAGGCGGGGCCGGAGGCGGGCCGGGGGGCGGAGCGAGAGGCCCUCAGGUGCGUGUAUUUCCUGCUGCUGUUCGGACACGCCCCCUCGCCGCGCCCCCUGGAGGCGGGGCUCAGGGGCGUUCUGGGAGAGCCGCUCUUCCAUUGGCUGUCGGGUCGGGCCCCACCCACUCUCCUCCUGCACGCGCUCAGAAGCAUCGCCCGGACGGCGCCGGAAUCCAUCACCAAACUGCCCCCGGGACUUUUGUAGUACAAAGACUCCUGUAAGAACUACAACUACUGCUACUGCUACUACUACUACUACUACUACUACUACUACUACUACUACUACUACUGCUACUACUACUACUACUACUACUACUACUACUACUACUACUACUACUACUACUACUACUACUACUACUACUGCUGCUACUACUACUACUACUACUACUACUACUACUACUACUACUACUACUACUACUACUACUACUACUGACUACU